Messenger RNA from Drosophila ananassae, 2059 nucleotides. It is a transcript of the gene Cyp4ae1, whose product is annotated as cytochrome P450 4ae1. The record is from RefSeq and is a predicted model, not a curated record. Gene Ontology annotation, molecular function: oxidoreductase activity, acting on paired donors, with incorporation or reduction of molecular oxygen; monooxygenase activity; iron ion binding. Bases 396 to 1889 code for a protein of 497 amino acids. The transcript has 4 exons. Lineage: Eukaryota; Metazoa; Arthropoda; Insecta; Diptera; Drosophilidae.
AGUACACCUUCGAUAGUUUCCAUAAUUCCACCUUAUCUUCGUACACUUUCUUAUCCAACCGGCCGUGUCAUUAAACAUUGUUUCUUGUUGUUUGUGUUUUUUUUUAAUUGAUUUUUCACUUAGUGGCCAGCUGUUUCUCGCUAGGAUCGUGCCUCUCGCUCCACCUGGUGCUCCCUGGCGAUGACCAGGCGCCGUCUUUGUCGCACCAGAGGCGCAUUAUUUGAAUCGCAUUACUUACAUAAACAACCUAUAUGCUAUAUAUGUCCGGUGGCAUUGUAUAAAUAGGUUUAUCGCCGCUUGGGUUAAUCCGCCAUUCAUUUUAGUGGAACUAGUGUUACUAGUGAUAACCGCCAAGUGGGUCCAUGCAUUCCUCCAGCUGAUACCGUGGACAUAACAUGCUAGUGGCCUGGCUGCUGGCACUUCUUCUGGCCCGUCUUGUGGCCUGGCUGAUCCAGUUGGCGGUUAAGGAGGUGCGACAUCCGUUGCGCGGAAUAGUCCCACAUGUCUCCAACAUCCCAGUGGUGGGAUCUGCCUGGCAGAUGCGCUCCUUUCAGCCGGACAAUUUACAUGCAAAGUUUGCAGAAUAUUGCCAGCGAUUUGGUCGCAGCUUCAUGGGCACUGUCUUCGGACACUGUGUGGUGGUCACUGCCGAGCCGCAGUACGUGGAUGCACUGCUUCACAGCCAACAGCACCUGAGGAAGGGGACGCUGUACGGCGCCCUGCGCGGCUGGCUGGGGAAUGGACUGCUCCUCAGUCGUGGCGAAGACUGGCGCACGAUGCGAAAAAUCAUAACGCCCACGUUUCACUUCAGCAUCUUGGAGCAGUUCGUGGAGGUCUUUGACAGACAGAGCCGGGUUCUGGUGCAGCAGUUGGAGCCUCUGGCGGACGGCCAGCAAGUGGUGAACAUCUAUCCCUAUGCAGGAUUGGCGGCUCUCGACAUCAUCAUGGAAACAGCCAUGGGCGUACGAGUGGAGGCGCAAAAGGAUGCCGAUUCCAAGGUGGUUCGCGCCGUGAAAGACCUCACCAACAUCCUGGCCAUUCGUUUCAUGCGGCCACAUCUCUUGCCCCUCUUCCUUUUCCGCUGGUUCUGGCCCAGUGGCUACAAGAACCAAAUCGAGGGCGUCCAGUGUCUUCAUCAGUUCACCGACACCGUCAUUGAGCAGCGAAGGAAGCUGCUGGAGGAUCAUCCGGACGAUGCCGAGACGGGGAAGCACCAUGCCCUCCUGGACACACUGCUGCGUGCCACUUGCGACGGGAAACCCCUAACGGACCGACAAAUCCGGGACGAGGUCAACACUUUCAUCUUUGAGGGCCAUGACACCACCACCUCGGCAGCUUCCUUCUGCUUGUAUCUGCUCUCCCGGCAUGCGGACGUGCAGCAGAGACUGUUCGAGGAGCUGAGAGAACACUAUGGCCAGGAUAUGGAGCAGCGAGUGGUCUACGGGGAUUUCGCCGUCUUGCCUUAUUUGAAUUGCGUCGUCAAGGAGGCGCUGCGUCUGUAUCCGCCCAUUCCAGCUGUGGCCCGGUUUCUGGAAAAAGAUUUGAUGAUAGAUGGUGGUCAUAUUCCCGCCAGAACCAAUGUGGUUGUCCUGCUGUGGCAGCUCCUGCGCGACGACAAACUCUUUCCGGAUCCCCUCAGCUUCCGUCCGGAACGACAUUUGGAUGUGGAGACAUCCAAUCUGGCGGCCUACAGCUAUAUACCCUUCUCGGCGGGUCCCAGGAACUGCAUUGGCCAGAAGUUUGCUCUCCUGGAGAUGAAGACCAUGGUGAUACAGCUCCUCAGGCACUACCAGUUGCUCAAUCUUGGCGUGGAUGUGGAGCCCUCCAUUAAGAUUGUGCUAAGAUCCCGCACUGGUGUCAAUUUUGGGCUUCGAAGGCGGGAUUACUGAUAUUUUAAGUUUAUUUUGGUUGAGUUUUGACCGGCGAUAACAAAUCAAAAGUUAUCGAUAUCGAAAAAGCUCUGCCUUUCUGUCGCAAAAGACCGUUAUUUUUUAAAAAUCAGCCUUUGUUUGUAGAUUAAUGAAAUAUGUAUUAAUAAAGUCAUCUCAGUCAUAAAAAG